AUGGACAGAGCCUCUUGGGGCCCCGUGAAGGUGGAAAAGGAGGAGGCGGAGGAGGAGCAGGAGCAGGAGCGUGUCAUAAGUCAGGCAUCCGGGGAAGGUGCUUACUUAAGCACUGAUGCAUCAGAGGAGAAGGGGAAGGGUCAGAAAAUGUUCUGGGAUAUGGCAGUGGUCCUAAAAGCAACACAGGAGGUGUCGGCGGCUGCACCCCUCGGGAGCUCCUCGUUAACAGAGACCCUGGCCAAGAGUGAAGUCCUGGAGCCUCAUGGGAACCCCACCCUGCUAGGGACUGAGACCAAGAACCUACAGUUACUGGUUCCUAAAACAGAGGUGUGUGAUAAAAAGCCCUCCAUGAUUUUAGGAAGAAUCCAGAAAUGUGAGCUUCAAGGACCUAAGCUAGGAGAAUCUUGUGAAAGGGGGAGCAAGUUAAAAAGGCAGAGAAUAAGGGAAAAGAGAGCCUUCAGAAGCCUCAGAGAGGAAGAAGAGCAGAGACCUAAAAGGUCUCGAGGGAGAAGCUGCCUUAGCUCCAGCCUUGUGAAAAACCAGAAAAUACAGCCUGGACAAAAGCCUUUCACAUGCAGCGAGUGUGGCAAAGGCUUCAGUCAGAGUGCAAACCUUGUUGUGCACCAACGGAUCCACACUGGGGAGAAACCCUUUGAGUGCCAUGAGUGUGGCAAGGCCUUCAUUCAGAGCGCGAACCUAGUUGUGCACCAACGGAUCCACACUGGACAGAAACCCUAUGUUUGUGCAAAAUGUGGGAAGGCCUUUACCCAGAGCUCCAAUCUGACUGUGCAUCAGAAAAUCCACUCCUUAGAGAAAACUUUCAAGUGUGGUGAAUGUGAGAAAGCCUUCAGUUACAGCUCCCAGCUUGCCCGGCACCAGAAGGUUCAUAUUACUGAGAAAUGCUAUGAAUGCAAUGAAUGCGGAAAAGCAUUUACUCGAAGCUCGAGCCUCAUUGCCCACCAGCGGAUCCACACUGGGGAAAAGCCUUUUGCCUGCAGUGACUGUGGCAAAGCCUUUACCCACAGUGGAAACCUUAUUGUGCAUCAGCGAAGCCAUACUGGUGAGAAGCCAUAUGAGUGCAAAGAUUGUGGGAAAGCCUUUAGUUGUUUUUCUCAGCUUAUCUUGCACCAGAGAAUUCACACUGCAGAGAAACCUUACGACUGCAGUGAGUGUGGGAAAGCCUUCAGUCAGCUCUCUUGCCUUAUUGUCCACCAGAGGAUUCACAGUGGAGAUCUCCCAUACGUGUGCAAUGAGUGUGGGAAGGCCUUCACUUGUAGCUCAUACCUGCUUAUUCAUCAAAGAAUCCAUAAUGGGGAAAAACCUUACACAUGCAACGAGUGUGGAAAGGCCUUCAGACAGAGGUCAAGCCUCACCGUCCACCAGCGGACGCACACCGGGGAGAAGCCGUAUCAGUGUGCCAAGUGCGGUGCUGCUUUCAUCUCUAAUUCACACCUCAUGCGGCACCACAGAACCCAUGUUGUUGAGUAGCAGGGCAGAGGGCCGUUCCUGCCGUGGUGGGCCCCUCUGUGCUACGUACUCUUCCUUUGUUAAACGAGGUCUAUACAUUUAAAGUUAUUUUUAUGGAAGGUAAUGUCAACACACACAUUUCAGAGGCUAAUUUAAAGAAAAUAAAACUUU
This is a messenger RNA of Acomys russatus (golden spiny mouse), 1638 nucleotides long. RefSeq names its product zinc finger protein 35 (gene Znf35). The record is from RefSeq and is a predicted model, not a curated record. The transcript has 3 exons. The coding region runs from base 1 to 1488 and encodes 495 amino acids. Lineage: Eukaryota; Metazoa; Chordata; Mammalia; Rodentia; Muridae.